Ziziphus jujuba (common jujube) is the source of this 1178-nucleotide messenger RNA. RefSeq lists its product as uncharacterized. Lineage: Eukaryota; Viridiplantae; Streptophyta; Magnoliopsida; Rosales; Rhamnaceae. The transcript has 3 exons. Gene Ontology annotation, biological process: protein refolding. The coding region runs from base 97 to 1068 and encodes 323 amino acids. The record is from RefSeq and is a predicted model, not a curated record. Gene Ontology annotation, cellular component: cytoplasm.
CUUCCUAAUAUGACGGGUUGGGGCAAAAUCUUAAAAAUAUCAGACACAGACACACACACACACAUAAAAAGAUGUGCUAAGGGGAUGAAUACGUGAAUGAUAAUGCAGUCGCAACUCCUGGUGGGACCCAUCCCCAUCAACGGCUGCUUUGGCUUCCAUUCUGGCUUCCAGAUUAAUCCUGGCCCUCCAUCUCACUCCGCAACUCAUCUCCACCACCAAAAUAGGGUCCGCCAUCACCGGCGGUGGAGCCCGCUGAUCGUUGCGGCUUCGUCGUCCUGGGCUAUUCCCGGCAAGCAGAACCACUAUGCGGUGCUCGGCCUCUCACGCUACGCCACUUCCGCUGAAAUCAAGAGGGCUUAUCGCCUCCUCGCUCGUAAGUAUCAUCCUGAUGUUAGCAAGGUUUCUCAGGCUGGAGAGGUGUUCAAGAGCAUACGCCAUGCAUAUGAAGUACUAUCUAAUGAAGCAACGAGGACUCAGUAUGACCAAGCACUGAAAUUACAAGAAGACACAGGUAGGCAACGAAGGAGAGAGAGUUACAGUACUGAGUUUGACGAUGAGUUUGAUGAUGGGGUGAAGGUCUAUCGGUGGGAGUGGGCUGAACUAAGGUGGAGAAUGCAACAAGAGAAUUAUUGGGAAGGUAACAGAGUCAAUGAGGGAUUCCAAGAAACAAGCGAAGUAGCUGAAGAGGAAAAUUCAAUGCAAGAAAGAGGCUCCUUCAUUGAAGUGCUUAGAUCUGCAUUUAUGUCUCUGUUACUGUUGCAGACCUUUGGAUCCCGGUUCUCUCUCACCUUUAGCAGCCUGAUGGCCCUGCUUGAUAGGAAGUUGGAUGCUGGAUACAAAAUCGGGUAUAUAAUUGCUUGGAUUUUGGGUGGGAGAGGUGGCGUUCUGCUAACUUUGUGCCUCUCAUUUGCUAGUUGGGUUUGUGGAAAAACCAGCAGCAGUAUGGUGGUUCUGGUUGUUGUAGCUAUGUGGGUUGGCUCCAAUCUUGCAAGGUAUGCACCACUUCCACAAGGUGCUCUUCUUACUCUCCUCUAUAUGUCCAUUAAGCUUCAAGUGGACUUGAACUAACAUUUUUUAGAUUUUUAUUCUCUUAUGUAACAAAUGUAUAUAUUUUAUUCACAAUCAUUGUAAAUAUUUCUUUCUCCUAAUGGAUAAAAGUAGUAUGAUAUUUAAACUGA